Molecule: messenger RNA, 2385 nt
Organism: Beta vulgaris subsp. vulgaris (sugar beet)
Lineage: Eukaryota; Viridiplantae; Streptophyta; Magnoliopsida; Caryophyllales; Amaranthaceae
Exons: 13
Coding region: 221-2158 (645 amino acids)
Biological process (GO): mRNA processing
Cellular component (GO): nucleus
Molecular function (GO): RNA binding
Source: RefSeq, a predicted model, not a curated record
GUGUAAGAUACAAAAUCAUCCAAACAAAAGAAACAAGAAAGCUAUUUUCAUUUUUCACUAGAGUAGCCUUUUAUAUUAUUUUUUUUCUCAAUUCUCUACGUAUUUCGCCAGAACCUCCUAAACCCUAAAGUUCGACAACUUUCCCUAAUUUUACAUACCCAAUUUCAAUUUCAAUUUCGCCAAAAUUGCAUCAAUUAAUCGUGGUUGUUAACAAAUUCCAAUGGAUUUCGACGAGUACGAGUACUUGGAGAAGACAGUGGAAGAAGAAACUGAAGGUCGAUCAAGAAAGAAGGAGAGAAGCGGUGAGAUGAGAGAGAAAGGUUACAGAAAAAGGGUUGAAGAUGAAGGCGAUGAUCAUCGAGAAGAAGAUGAUGAAGAUGAGAGGAAGAGGAAGAAAUCCAGAAGAGAUGAUGAAAAUGGCGGAGGUGGAGGAGAGAGAAAGCGAGAGGAUAGGGAUAAGAGGAGAGAGAAAGAGGAGAGACAUUCACAUAGGGAUGUAGAGAGAGAAAGAAACAGGGAUAGGGAUAGAGAUAGAGAGAGAAGGGACAGAGAUAAGGAGAAGGAAAGGAGAGAUAGAGAUAGAGAGAAGGAGAAGGAGAGGAGAGAGAGAGAUAGAGAGAAAGAGAGGGAUAAGGAGAAGGAGAAAGAGAGAGAUAAGGAGAAGGAGAAGGAGAAGGAGCGAGAGAGAGAUAGGGAGAAGGAGAUAGAGAAGGAGGGAGAGAAGGAGAAGGAGAGAGAGAAGGAGAAGGAGAAGGAGAAGGAGAAGGAGAAGGAGAAGGAGAAGGAGAGAGAGAAGGAUAGGGAGAAGGAGAAGGAGAGAGAGAAGGAUAGGGAGAGGAGAAGUAGGAGUCGGUCAACGAGGCAUGGUAGUCGGGAGAGAGAGAGGAGUCGAUCGAUUAGGCGUGAUAGCCGCGAGCGAGAGAGGAGCAGGGAGAGGGAGAGGGAGAGGAGGGAGAGAGAGUUGAGAGAAAUUGAGUCCAGAGAUAGCAGGAGAAUCAAGGAAAAAAGGGAAGCAGUGGAACCUGAAGCUGAUCCAGAGAGGGAUCAGAGAACUGUUUUUGCAUACCAGAUGCCUCUGAAGGCGGCUGAGAGAGAUGUUUAUGAAUUUUUUUCGAAAGCUGGCAAGGUGAGGGAUGUCCGACUGAUAAUGGAUCGAAACUCAAGGCGUUCGAAAGGGGUUGGGUAUAUUGAAUUUUAUGAUGCGAUGUCCGUGCCAAUGGCGAUUGCUCUAACAGGUCAGCUACUCCUUGGGCAGCCUGUGAUGGUCAAACCAUCUGAGGCUGAAAAGAACCUUGUUCAAUCUACAGCUGCUACUGGUUCAGGUGUUACGGGUCCUUAUGGACCAACUGAUAGAAAGUUGUACGUUGGCAAUUUGCACUUCAACAUGACAGAGCAACAGCUGCGUAAGAUUUUUGAACCAUUUGGUCCUGUGGAACUGGUGCAACUACCCCUUGACCUUGAGACUGGGCACUGCAAAGGUUUUGGGUUUGUUCAAUUUGCUCAAGUUGAACAUUCGAAGGCUGCUCAAAGUUUAAAUGGGAAAAUAGAAAUUGCUGGCAGAUACAUCAAGGUUUCAUCUGUCACUGAACAUGUUGGUGGACAAGAUACUGGAACAACUGCAGCAGACUUCGAUGAUGAUGAUGGGGGUGGUUUGUCUUUGAAUCCUAGGUCCAGAGCAUUGUUGAUGCAAAAGCUGGACCGCACUGGUACAGCUUUAAGCAUUGCAGGAACACUUGGUGUACCGGUGCUUAACAGCACAGCUUCUGUGCAGCAACCUUUUGUGGUCAAUGGGCAAGCCGCCACUCCUGCCCCAACACUCCCUGGCCAAGUACUCUCUUCCCCAGCUUCUGAACCUGUAGGCAACCCUAGUGAAUGCCUGCUACUGAAGAAUUUAUUUGAUCCAGCCACUGAGACGGAUCCAGAGUUUGACUUGGACAUUAAAGAAGAUGUUGAAGAGGAGUGCUCAAAGUUUGGUCCAGUGAAACAUAUCUAUGUUGACAAACACAGUGCUGGUCAUGUCUACCUACGUUUUGACAACAAGGAGGGUGCAAUGAAUGCCCAGCGUGGUAUGCAUAUGAGAUGGUUUGCUCGUAGGUUGAUAUCAGCCAUCUUCAUGCAACCUCAAGAUUAUGAAGCAAAGUUUGGAGCUGCUGCUUGAAGAAUUACCUCAAUUGUAGCAUUACCCUCUUUCUUGAAUACAGUUCAAGCCAAAUUUUAUUUUGAUUUUGACAGGGUAAAAUUGUGGUGAUUGAAUGUUUGAGAUAAUGCAUAUGGUUUUGUCUAAAUGUAACAUUUCUUGUCAUCGCAUUUAACAUAUGCAAUCUUCCUAAAUUCUUUUGUAAUGUUUUUGUGUUUUUGCUUAUGAGUAAAUAUCCAUACGAAUCA